Scylla paramamosain (green mud crab) is the source of this 1759-nucleotide messenger RNA. RefSeq lists its product as uncharacterized. The record is from RefSeq and is a predicted model, not a curated record. The coding region runs from base 121 to 1560 and encodes 479 amino acids. NCBI's taxonomy places the organism in Eukaryota, Metazoa, Arthropoda, Malacostraca, Decapoda, Portunidae. The transcript has 9 exons.
GCAUGCGCAGGCAGGGCCAGCGGGCAGCCGAAGACCAAAGUAUGUGAAGAUCAGCAGUCUAACAGAACACCAGCAUACUGCAAGAAGAGGCACACACUCCUUCCUGCGCCUCGCCUCGACAUGGUCUUCGUCGUACUGUGUCUCGCCCUUAUGUUGGCACCAUGGACUAUCGCUUCACCUGUCCACACCCCGACCGUUAACAUCGCUACCGCCCACAAAACCCGAACGAAAAGGUGCCUCGACUAUUAUGGCAGCUAUUAUGGCUAUGAUUCCCAUAAUUGGCCUUGGUGCAACAAUCAAUACUACCAUGCGCAACAUCCUUGUUACUACUACUCUUGCUGGGGACCAUGGUCACUUUAUCCAUCCGCCACCACCAAACCAUCCACCACAACCACCCCAAGCCCAUACAAACCACCCUUCAUAAUCAUCUUGCCCACGAAUCCAUCUAGACCCACCAGACCGCCCUACAUACCCAUCAUGCCCACGCAACCAGGAAGACCCACCAUACCGCCCUACAUACCCAUCAUGCCCACACUACCAGGAAGACCCACCAGACCGCCCUACAUACCCAUCAUGCCAUCGAAAAGGCCCAUCCGGCCCUUUCCCUACGGACGUCGAAUGGGAAGAAGCCUGAAGGAAAGAAGAGGGUGCAACAGAGUCUGCGUCGACGAGCACAAAAUGCAUUACUGCUGCGACACAACCACCACGCAGCCCCCCACCACGCUAGCGUCGCGGGGCACGUGUCCACCUCAGAUAUAUCCCUGCACACUGCCCGCCAACCACACGACUCAACGCGACUGCGAGUCUGACCACCAGUGCCCGGACGACCACGGGUGUUGCUACGACCACUGCCUUCAAGAGUACAAGUGUCGCCGCCUGCUACCGCACACUUCCACUACCACGCCCGCGCCGCGCCUCUCGCAUCGUCACGAGAACGAAACAAGAGUGAAGCGUUCCCUGCAGAAGGAUGAAGAGCCUGCAGUUGUGCCAGAAACACUCGCAGCCAGUGAGACCCAGCCACAGAUGACGACAGGACGCCACGGCGAAGAGGCGCGCCUCACCGUGAUGGUGGAUGAGGGGCGGCCAGGCAGCGGCCAACGCCUCCAGCACCUGCUGCAGCUUCUCACACGUCUGCAGCAGCCCAGCCUUCCCAUCCUUUUCCUGCCCCUCCAUCCGCUGGCGGACGAGAGGAGGACAGUGUGGGAAGUGGUGCAGUGCGCGGCGCAGGCAGCCCCAGAGCAGAAGGCAGCCGUACACUUGGUGGGCUGUGUCCUGGCAGCCCCGCCUCCGCCCAUGGCCCGGCUCGACUCCUUCCUCUCCUCAGUCAGACAGUGUGGACGUGACCACCGUGUGAGCUGGACGAGCCUGCAGCUUUGCGUGGACCAUGGCAAGGGACGAGGCAUGCUGCGGGACGCCCUUCUGCGUCACGCUCGUCUGUUGCAAGCUGCCAGGACGCGUCAGAUGACCGCGGCGCCGCCUGCCGCUGCUGUCCUCGCCGUCAACGGGACCUUAGUGGACGGAUCACUGGUGCUCUUCCCAGCCACCACCAUCGUCAAGUAGACGUGCUGCGGCCAAUUACUGGGCGUGGGGCCAGCUUCGACAUCCACUUCACAGCACAGAACUGCCAACAUUCUCGAAUAUCUACUGCAUGCCAUCACACGAGAUGUCAAAAGACCCGGAGCGGUGGGCGAGCUUCUUUGUAUGUAGGAAUAAGUAACCACAGCUCUUGAAAAGCAGGAAAAUGAAAUAUAAAUAUUCU